This is a messenger RNA of Lactuca virosa, 477 nucleotides long. The record is from the annotation of a GenBank genome assembly. NCBI's taxonomy places the organism in Eukaryota, Viridiplantae, Streptophyta, Magnoliopsida, Asterales, Asteraceae.
AUGAUAUAUGCAUAUCUUCAUCCUAAUGUUGAAAAGUGGAUGGAAAAACUUGAGGAGUCUGAUAAUAAGCAGAGACAUUCUGUUAAAGCAACCAUCAUUUCAGUGUGUUUUUGUCUGGAUAUAUGUGCUAUGAAUACAUAUACAAAUUGGACAAGUCAACAUCUUAGGAAUUUCUCAUUAACCCUCUUUGCAUGGCUUGGUAAGAUCACAUUGGAGCCGUAUAUAUCCCAAUUCCAUAUCUGGCUAAGAUCAGAUAUUCCUAAUGGACAACCAAAGUGGCUUCUAUCUUUCAUCCCAAAUUAUCCUAUGCUCGAUUAUAUGCUUACAACUGCAGUAUAUGUUUUGAUAUCUUGCAGGCUUUUUGAAUUAACAAACACACUAAAAUCAGUUUUUAUACCAACCAAAAAUGAUCGAAAAACUUCUCUCUAAUUUUCUUACUGGAGCUUCAGUUUCCGCGUGUUUAUAAAAAUGACUUGU